This is a messenger RNA of Lottia gigantea (owl limpet), 1738 nucleotides long. RefSeq lists its product as hypothetical. Gene Ontology annotation, biological process: homophilic cell-cell adhesion. The transcript has 6 exons. Bases 1 to 1647 code for a protein of 548 amino acids. Gene Ontology annotation, cellular component: plasma membrane. Lineage: Eukaryota; Metazoa; Mollusca; Gastropoda; Lottiidae. The record is from RefSeq and is a predicted model, not a curated record. Gene Ontology annotation, molecular function: calcium ion binding.
AUGUCUGUUACUACUGUUAACAUCAAUGUACCUGUCAACCACCGUCCUUGGAUGACUAUAUCUAAACAUGACAUUACACUACCAGAGGACAUAGAAGUCGGGCAUCAGAUAGUCAAUAUAAAGGCUAAAGAUAAAGAUAAGAAUCAGAUACUGACCUAUCAUUUAAAAGAGCAGUUAACUGUUCCAUUUCAAAUAAAUCCCGAAACUGGUUGGUUGGUGGUCAAAGCUCCUCUAGAUAGAGAAAUGCGAGAAUUUUAUACCUUACAUGUAAUAGUUAAAGAUAAUGGUGAACCCAUAUUAACUGGUAAUGCGGUAGUCAAAAUAAGGAUAGAGGAUAUCAAUGAUCAUUUCCCAAGGUUUCACGGAGGCAAUGUGUUCCAAGGUUUUGUACAUGAAAAUGAAAAGAACGACCGAUCACCACAACGUGUAAAUUUGGAGAGGAAUAUUACUGUUACUGAUGAUGAUGCUACACCAGCUAACAGAAGAGUUAAACUAUAUCUACAUGGAUUAGGAAGCCAGCUGUUUAAACUGAAUUCUAAAACUGGUCAGUUGACAACUAGUAAAAUAGCCAAUAUUGAUAGAGAGAUCCACGACUUCUUUCAUUUUAAGGUUAUGGCCGUGGACAGUGGUAUUCCAUCUAAAACAUCGACAGGAACAAUACUGAUAUCAGUAGUUGAUGUCAAUGAUAAUCAUCCCAAGUUUCUGUCCACAUCAUUUGAAUUUGAUGUAGCUGAAGAUAUAAAACCUGGUGGUGUUAUAGGUCGUGCUUUAGCUGUAGAUAAAGAUGCUACUCAGCCUAAUAAUCUGUUACUGUAUCUAUUGGAGAAUGAAAUGAGCGGAAAAUUCAGACUCGACAUCAAUACUGGUACAAUCCAUGUAUCAGAAGGAUUCUUUUCUCAGCCUCUCAAGCCAGUCUAUAAGUUUAACGUCACAGCACGGGAUCUUGGUUUCCCAGCUGGAUUAACUACCACGGAGGUCACACUCAAGAUGCCAAAUACAGAGUUCACGCUACAGGACAUCAAGAAACCAAAACAAAGAGUUAUGGUACUUCCAGAAGAGAUACCAAUUGGUUCGAUAAUUGGUAGACUCGAGCCUGAAUUGGAACAUCCAGUCCAAGAUAUUCGUGUCGAUCCAGCACAAAAACAAACAGUACCAUUUGAUGUAAAACCUAAUGGAGCAAUCAUCACUACCGAUAGAAUUGAUAGAGAAACCGGCAAACCUUACUAUAACUUUAAAAUCCUUACACUUUACAACUGUACACCUCCAAUUAACACUGUUCGUGAUGUCACAGCAAUAGUUAAUGAUGUUAACGACAACGCACCAGUUUUUCCUUUGGAGCAAUACACCUCAACUAUCUCCAAAGACUUUCCAAAAGAUACUGUUAUUGCUACACCUAUAGCUUUUGACGAAGUUGAUGAACGACCAUCUUCCUAUAGUUACUCUAUAACUGGUCCUCAACCAGAAUAUUUGACUAUCAAUAAGACAACUGGAAUAGUCCGAACUACUGGAUUGGUAAAGAAUAUAACGACACCUCAAAUAGUGUCCUACACAGUGACAGCACGGGAUAAUCAAAAUCCCACUUUACAUGCUCGAACGAAGCUAAAUUUACACAUAAUGUCACACAAUAUUACUAAAGACAAUUGUUGAGGUUAAUAGUGUAUCAUAAACUAAAAGCAUUUCAUAAUAUAGAUAUAACAUUGCUAAACAGUGUAUCAUUCAAAUAAAAAACGUAAAAUGU